Fusarium oxysporum Fo47 is the source of this 1033-nucleotide messenger RNA. RefSeq names its product S-adenosyl-L-methionine-dependent methyltransferase. The coding region runs from base 127 to 801 and encodes 224 amino acids. The record is from RefSeq and is a predicted model, not a curated record. The transcript is spliced from 2 exons. Gene Ontology annotation, molecular function: O-methyltransferase activity. NCBI's taxonomy places the organism in Eukaryota, Fungi, Ascomycota, Sordariomycetes, Hypocreales, Nectriaceae.
CGGAUAUAAACCUCGGCCCCAGCCUGAGUCCGACUCUCGAAUUACAUAAAGGCCAGACUUUCUCUUGAAUUAACUAGUGGUUCUGUAUCACUUAACCAUCUGUGCAGUUGCCUAUUGAACUCCAAUAUGCCUGACUACGCUUCUAUCGAAACAACUCUGGCUUCUAUAGCCGCAAGCUCUCAAACUAUCGAGCUUCUUCGAGACCUUCACAAGCAAGCUCUCGAUGAGCCCCCCUACGUCAGCACAGAUGGACCUGCCUCUACCGCACUUGACAAGUUUGUCGCAUUGGAUCCUGACAAGUGUGCCUAUGUAUACCUCCUGCUGCGAUCUAUGAAGGCACGUUUCGUUGUCGAAGCUGGGACAUCAUUUGGUGUUAGCACUAUCUACCUAGCUCUGGCAGUUUCUCAGAAUGCUGGGUCGCAGCCAGGCAAGGUCAUUGCAACUGAAAAUGAACCUACCAAGGCUUUCAAGGCUCGCAAGUACUGGAGUCAAGCUGGUGAUGAUGUUGAGAAAUUUAUUGAAUUACGAGAGGGAGAUUUGCGAGAGACGCUCAAGACCGAUCUGCCAGAACAAGUGGAUUUCCUACUCCUAGACAUUUGGACCCCUCUGGCUCUGCCUACACUCAAGCUCGUCAGGCCGCGCAUGAAGCCAGGUGCUACAGUAGUUGCUGAUAACACUGAGGCUGCCAAGGCAGGUUAUAAGGACCUGAUGGCUUAUCUAGAGGACACUACCAAUGGCUUCAAGCUCACUACGCUUCCAUAUUCCGGAGGUCUUUUAGUUGCCGUAUACCUUGGAAACUAGACUGUCUUUUGAUGGGUCAAGGAAGGCAAUAACAUCCAAGAAUUAUCUAAUUUACAAACACGAUAAGAUUAUAGAAUACCUGUUUUUGACGUAUAAGCCAAAAGGCUAUUGGAAAUGUCAGAUUGUUGUUUGUUGUAUGUUGACCUUUAUUCGUUGACAAGAAUUGGAGGUCGAUGAACAUUCAUUGAUUCUUCUUCAGGUAAAUGAUACUUGUUUUGAUUCAAUAAAGAUA